This is a messenger RNA of Rhododendron vialii, 1494 nucleotides long. RefSeq lists its product as uncharacterized. NCBI's taxonomy places the organism in Eukaryota, Viridiplantae, Streptophyta, Magnoliopsida, Ericales, Ericaceae. The transcript has a single exon. Gene Ontology annotation, molecular function: RNA-DNA hybrid ribonuclease activity; nucleic acid binding. Bases 1 to 1494 code for a protein of 497 amino acids. The record is from RefSeq and is a predicted model, not a curated record.
AUGCCACCAAUAACUGGAAAACCUUUAAAAUUGUAUAUCUCAGCAGGGCACCAAUCGAUUGGUUGUCUAUUGGCUCAAGAUAAUGAAAGUGGUCAUGAACAAGCCAUUUAUUAUCUUAGUAGGAGAUUAAAUGAAUGUGAGAUAAAAUACAAGCCUAUUGAAAAGUUAUGUUUAACAUUGUAUUUUUCUGCUAUCAAAUUAAGAUAUUACAUGUUACCAUCGACGGUACACGUAAUUGCACAAACAGAUAUAAUUAAAUAUAUCUUAAUAAGGCCCAUAUUAAGAGACAAACAAGGAAAAUGGUUAUUAUCUUUAAUAGAAUACGAUUUACAGUACGUGCCUCAAAAAGCAGUAAAAGGGCAAGCUUUAGCUGAUUUCGUAGCUAAUCAUCCUAACAUGUUAAUGGAAAAGGAUGAAUUUGAGAUACAUAUGAUUGAAAUAAAACCAUGGAAAUUGUCAUUCGACGGUUCUAAAACUGAUAGAGGGGUUGGAGCAGGCGUAGUUUUUACAUCUCCAAAAGGGGACUUUUUACAGUUUUCUUUUCAGUUAGAUGAAAGCAGGAUCUUGACCAACAAUCAAGCUGAGUAUGAAGCUUUGAUUAUCGGUUUGGAGAUUGCAAAAGAAUUGAAUAUCAGGUAUUUAAAUGUUACGGGGGACUCACAGUUGGUGAUUCGACAGAUAACAGGUGAGUAUAAGUGCAAUCAUCCUUUAUUAGAAUUACAACUACAAAAAGUUAAAAUUCUUGUAUCAUAUUUUGAUGAAGUGCAUUUGCAACAUGUCUAUAGACUGGAAAAUAGUGAUGCUAAUCAAAUGGCACAAAUUGCUUCUGGAAUUAGGAUUCCAGAAGGGCAAAAUGAAAAAUUAAUAAAAGUCCAAAAGAGAUUCUUGCCUUUCUCUAUCGAAAGAGAUGGGAAUGAUUUUGAUAUUAUGGAAAUAAGUUUAGUUGAUGAUUGGAGGGUCCCAAUAAAGAAAUUCCUAGAGAACCCAAAGGAGAAAACAGAUAGAAAUAUAAAGCAAAGGGCCAUUAACUAUGUUAUAAUGGGCAAUGAUUUGUUUAGAAAAUCUUCCGAUGAAGUAUUAUUGUUGUGUAUUGCUAAAUCCCAAACAAUGAUAGUUAUGGGAGAAGUUCAUGAAGGAACUUGUGGUUCUCAUCAAUUUGGAGAGAAAAUGAAAUGGUUACUUAAAAGAUAUGGCUAUUAUUGGCCAACAAUAAGGAAAGAUUGCAUCUCUUAUGCUAAGGGAUGUCAAAAAUGUCAGCAAUAUGGACCCAUUCAAAGGGUUCCAGCUUUUCCUUUACAAUCAAUUGUUAAACCAUGGCCUUUUAGGGGGUGGGCAAUUGAUAUGAUUGGAGAAAUAAUUCCUCACUCAUCUCAACAACAUGAGUAUGUAAUGGUAGCUACAGAUUAUUUUACGAAAUGGACAGAAGCUAUCCCAUUGACGAGUGUAGCACAGAAACAGGUAAUUGAUUUCAUCGAAGAGUAUAUUUUCUGUUGA